Molecule: messenger RNA, 834 nt
Organism: Acaulospora morrowiae
Lineage: Eukaryota; Fungi; Glomeromycota; Glomeromycetes; Diversisporales; Acaulosporaceae
Source: the annotation of a GenBank genome assembly
GAAGGAAAGUAUUAUUUAGUCGUAUCACUGAAACAUCUGGGUUACACGAUGCAGAUUCAUACCCUAAAUCCUAAUCGGUCGCGUGAAAUGGGUAAAAGUAAAACAAAGCUCUCUACGUGGUUACGUUCUGGCACGCUUGCCCUCUCGGUAUUUCUCCAAAAGUCGUCUACAACUUCUACCUCCUCUGGACGGUCCAAACGGACUAUAGUUUUUAAUAAGUCGUGUUUGCAAUCAUCCACCAGGUAUUCUGAAACUAUCAACCACAACAAUAUCAGAACUACUCGUGAAUCUUCUCCACCAAUUAAACAAGUUUUUCUUUUAAUGAGAAUGAACAAGGAGCGAUCGUCGAAUCUCUUAUUAAUUCCGCAGAGAAAGCAACUUACGAAUUUCUUGUCAAAAAUGAAUUUAAUUCCUUCAGAAAUCGUAAAAAAAUCCGUGGCUAAACAAUGUCCUCCUAUCAGCAACGACUUUAGUGGAAAUUACGAAGUAGCACUUUCUAACAAGGAAAAUAUUGAUGAAGAAAUAGUUAGACGAUUGGUUAAUAAAGAUUUGCAAAAAAGAAAGUUAGAUGAAGUACUUGAGUUAGAAGAGACAGAGAAGGGAAGUAAGAAAAAGAUAUUAGAAUUAGCAAUGAAUGACAAUGAGUAUAUGACAAAGUUCUUGGAAUCAAUAAGGACAGAAGAGAGAAAAGAGCAAGUCCUGCAACUUAGUCUGAGAGUAAUUUUGUUUGCUCUUGGGGGUGUAGUCUCUAGGUUUUUACCGGACUCUGGUGGCUUGGCAGAGGAUAAACGAAGCUCCUUAUUUCGAGUGCCAUCUGCAAACUUGUUUUAUUAA